Messenger RNA from Apis cerana (Asiatic honeybee), 3044 nucleotides. RefSeq names its product forkhead box protein C1-A. The record is from RefSeq and is a predicted model, not a curated record. NCBI's taxonomy places the organism in Eukaryota, Metazoa, Arthropoda, Insecta, Hymenoptera, Apidae. Gene Ontology annotation, biological process: cell differentiation; regulation of transcription by RNA polymerase II; anatomical structure morphogenesis. Gene Ontology annotation, molecular function: DNA-binding transcription factor activity, RNA polymerase II-specific; RNA polymerase II cis-regulatory region sequence-specific DNA binding.
GUUUAUAUUUCAAUAACACACUGUCGAAAAAGAGGAAGAGAAGAAGAAGAAGAAGAGAAAAUGCAUAUAUUCCAAUAAUACAUAUAUAUAUAUACUGUGCAAAAAGAGGAAGAAAGAAGGGAAAGGAAAAAUUCGAUCGUCAAACAUGACGAUCCCGCGUUACUCGUUACCAGAGUCCAUUUUAACGACUCUGUAACGGUUAUUUCCGAGAAAAUUCGCCGUCACGAAAGGGGCGGUUCGUUUAUUUUUUGCAAUUGAGCCGGGGCCCCGGAGGCUCUGCUCGCGCUGUGAAUUUUCCCACACUCGUAAAACGUCGCAGUAGCAACAAUCCGAAACCGGCUAAACCCGCAGACAGACGCCCGCCGAUUUUGUCAAUAAGGAACGAUUGUUUAGAUUCGAGCGGAUACCGGGCAGUAAAACGGAACGCAAUCCGCAAACAAGACCGCCUGCGCAUUUUUCGCCAAUGAAGAGGAAGCGCUCGUGCGGUUGCCCGAAUGUAAUGUAAAUAAAACAAGAAGAAAGAGAGGCUACUUUCUCCUUGGACCUUGAACCUUCUUCCCUCCUUCCAUUUUUAUACCAAAUAGAAAAAAGGGAUUUUUUUUCAUUAAAGGAAAAGAAAGAGGAAGAAUUUUUUAAUAUCGAAGGACGCGAGAAAAGAUUCAAUUUCGUCGAUACAUGACACGAGGUGACUUUCCUUCGAGACGAAAAUUAUUUUUACCAUCUGCUUCUGCGGCUUCUAUAAAUGUUUUUCUUCACUUAUACCAUCGGGAUGAUUUAAGGAACGGAAAGCAGGGGCGCAGGAUUAACGCGACCAAGACAAUUCUGGAUGUUUUUCGAAGAACAUACCGAGGAUUCCCGGGAGCGGCCGGGCCAAGGUAGCUCCCAAGCUUUGAACGCGAUAAUCCGCCGGUUUCCUCCUGACGUCAGAUCGACGAUGAUUUGUUCCUUAAUAUUUCAAAAUGGAACGAAGCUCGAAGGACGGAACCAGAAACGGAAAAAACGUGGAGUCGCGAAACUUCGUAAGAAGAGGGUGGUUGAAAAUUGGAUACCUCCCCCUUCCCUCCCCCCAAACGAGAAGUCACAAGCCGAACUCGUGGGAGAGAGGGUGGCGAGAGCGCGCAAGGGAAGAGCGGUUCCAAGAAGCGGCACGGUUUCGGUAUAAUUACCGCAACUUUGUUUACGUAUCGGCUCGUUUACUGCCGGCGUGGGUGUUGGGACAGCAUAUGUGUAAACAGCAAUAAAACAUGUAGCCACGGGUCCCGGAUAGGUAACCGACACCUCCCUCGCGUUUGAAACGCGCGAACGACGUAUCUCCAGGAAGCAGCGAUGGGCGGAGCUGGUCCAUCCUCUAGAUGCUCCUCCGCACGUCAAAUUAAACACCCUUCGUUAGUUAGAGGAUUGAUCUAACCGGUCGGAAAUUGGAAUCAGUCUUCGAUGCGAUACCAACUCGGACCAGUUCAAGACAAGCUUUCUAUAUAUGUAUAUAUUGUAUAUAUGUAUAUAUUGAUUCUAGUGGAUUCUUCUUUUGCAUUAUGAAAACCGCUAAUUGUUCGUGGAAGUGAAGCGGUCUAAAUAAUCGUUAAAUGUAUUGAGAGAGAAUGUAUGGUUCGAUUUUCUUUGACGAGAAUUUUCUUGUCGAAAAGCUUCAUCGAUCUUUAAAGAAGAAGUGGAUCGCAGAGACGAAUUGAUUUAAACUAUUUAUUUGGAAAACUGUGGAAAUCGUGUUUUGAACAUAAAUUGAGGAUACCGAGGAUCAAUGGGGACAAUUUGCCGGAAUACGAUGAAACGAGAGGAAGAAGAAAGUGAAAUUGUAUACUAAAUAAACUUCGACUCGAUGAUUUUCGGAGAAAAAUCUAUAAUUUAAUUUUGUUUCUUCUUUAUAUAAUAAAAAAUAAAAAAAAAUAAUUUUAAUGUAUGUAAGAAAGAGACGAAUGAUAAAAGAAAGUGAAGUUGUAUCAAAUUAGAUAAUAAAAUUUCAGAAAAUACGUUAAUUUUAAUAAAAAAAAAAUCCAAUAUUAAUUCUUCUUAAAGAACAAAAUAUCGGUGAAAAGUGUAUUGACAUCGAAUUAUCGAGCGCGUCGAUCAUUCCAUCUUCCGAUGGAGUCGAAUAGCUAUCAAAAUCAUCCCUUCUCCAUAUCGAAGAUUUACAGCUGUGAUCUAUCCAGGGGUUGCGAAUUAUGGAGCACGGAAGAAACGUUCCCAACGAUGUGUCCUUUGCCAAAUUACUAUAGCUUGGUACCGGAUAUACUGAAUCCGAGAAGUAUACCCCUAUCAUGGGAUCUUCCCGUAAUAAGAUACAAACCACAACCACGUUACGAAAAACCACCGUAUUCGUACAUCGCCCUAAUAGCCAUGGCUAUUAAUUCUUCGCCUAAACAGAGACUAACCCUUUCUGGCAUUUAUAGAUUCAUCAUGGACAGAUUUCCUUAUUAUAGAGAAAACCGUCAAGGAUGGCAAAAUAGUAUAAGACAUAACCUAAGUUUGAAUGAUUGUUUUGUGAAGAUACCAAGAGAUAAGGUGGUUGGAAAUGAUAAUGCCGAGGAUCAGGCUGGAAAAGGGAGUUAUUGGACUUUAGAUCCUUCGGCGAGCGAAAUGUUUGAGCAUGGCAAUUAUAGAAGAAGAAGAAUGAGAAGGCAAAAAGGAUUUAUACAGGAUAAUAAACAGAUGGAACAGGAUCGUGCGAUGGUCUCGGUUUCGUCAGAAAUUUUAUCCAAUUUGAAAUGCAAAGAAAAAAAUGAACAAGAAUGUAAAACAGUUGAUACGAAGUUGAACGCUGAGGGGAAUACACGAAAUAGUAAAAUAAUAUACACAGAAGCUCAAGGACAUUGUGUAAAAUCAAUGAUGUUCACAAUCGAAAAUAUUUUGCGAAAAUCCACGAAUAAAACUCCAGUUUAAAUAUUUAAAUAUGAAUUUUUUAUACUUAAGAUUUUAAAACGAAUAAUUAAUAUCAUUAUAUUUUAUAAUUUGUUCAAUGUAUUAAAGCAAAAAAUAGACUAUAUUAUUGAAAACACUUGUAUAAAAUAUAAAAUGAAUAUUGUUUAUUA